AUGCCUCUCGUCAGCACAACAGAAGUCAACGAGGACACUCGUGUCCUGGGCUACGACCCUUUGCUCUCCCCCCAGUUCCUUCAGUCCGAGAUCCCGGGACCCAGUGAAGCAAUUGCUGCCGUCCGCGCGGGUCGCAACCAGGCCGUCGAGAUCAUUGAGCAGCGCGAUGACCGUCUCCUUGUUGUUGUCGGCCCCUGCUCCAUCCACGACCCUGCAACUGCCAUUGAAUACGCUCGUCGUCUGAAGGGACUCUCCGAGAAGCUGGCGGCUGAUCUCUGCAUCAUCAUGCGUGCCUACCUCGAAAAGCCCCGCACAACGGUCGGAUGGAAGGGCUUGAUCAACGACCCUGACCUUGACGAGUCCUACAACAUCAACAAGGGCUUGCGCGUCUCCCGUAAGCUCUACGCCGACCUCACCAGCACCGGUAUGCCUAUUGCCAGUGAGAUGCUUGACACCAUUUCGCCUCAGUACCUUGCCGACCUUAUCUCCCUUGGUGCCAUUGGUGCCCGUACCACCGAGUCGCAAUUGCACCGUGAGCUCGCUUCUGGUCUGAGUUUCCCCAUUGGUUACAAGAACGGCACGGAUGGUAACCUGACGGUUGCUAUUGACGCCAUUGGCGCUGCUGCCCACCCCCACCGUUUCCUGGGUGUCACCAAGCAGGGCCUGGCCGCUAUCACUAAGACCUCUGGCAACGAGCACGGAUUCGUCAUUCUCCGUGGUGGCAGUAAGGGUACCAACUACGACCGUGCCAACAUCAAGGCUGCGCGCGAGGCUCUGCGCGCGAAGAACCAGCGCGAGGUCGUCAUGGUUGACUGCUCGCACGGCAACUCCAACAAGAACCACCGCAACCAGCCUCUUGUCGCUCAGGAGCUGGCCGAGCAGAUGCGUGAGGGUGAGGACGCCAUUGUCGGUGUCAUGAUCGAGUCCAACAUCAACGAGGGUAACCAGAAAAUGCCCGCGGAGGGACCUUCCGGUCUCAAGCAGGGUGUCAGUAUCACUGAUGCCUGUAUCAGCUGGGAGCAAACCGUCGAUACCCUUGAGAACCUGGCUGAGGCCGUCCGGGCUCGCCGGGCUGUCAAGGCCUCCAAGGCCAACGGUGCUCACUAA
This is a messenger RNA of Aspergillus chevalieri, 1107 nucleotides long. RefSeq names its product 3-deoxy-7-phosphoheptulonate synthase (gene ARO4). Bases 1 to 1107 code for a protein of 368 amino acids. Gene Ontology annotation, cellular component: cytoplasm. Gene Ontology annotation, molecular function: 3-deoxy-7-phosphoheptulonate synthase activity. The transcript is spliced from 3 exons. Gene Ontology annotation, biological process: aromatic amino acid biosynthetic process. NCBI's taxonomy places the organism in Eukaryota, Fungi, Ascomycota, Eurotiomycetes, Eurotiales, Aspergillaceae. The record is from RefSeq and is a predicted model, not a curated record.